Lates calcarifer (barramundi perch) is the source of this 2437-nucleotide messenger RNA. RefSeq names its product lysophosphatidic acid receptor 6a (gene lpar6a). Gene Ontology annotation, biological process: phospholipase C-activating G protein-coupled receptor signaling pathway; positive regulation of Rho protein signal transduction. Gene Ontology annotation, cellular component: membrane. NCBI's taxonomy places the organism in Eukaryota, Metazoa, Chordata, Actinopteri, Centropomidae. The record is from RefSeq and is a predicted model, not a curated record. Gene Ontology annotation, molecular function: lysophosphatidic acid receptor activity.
CCACACAGGCACAAAGGAGAAGUAGGAACUCUGACGGAGCAUGAUGCGAGCUGAGCACAACUCCUGAGGCUUUGAGAUGAGGAGAGACAAGUAGAGACAGAGAGAGAGAGAGAGAGAGAGAGAGAGAAGUAGAUGCUGAGUGACUCAGCUAGUCAGAAAGAGAAAGAAAGGGGGGGUGGGGGGGCAGGAAACAGACCCUGAGGACAAACAGUUGAGACACACUCACAUUGUGACACACAGGCAGAGAGCAGGAGCUCAACUCCCAACUUCAGCUCUGCUCCUGGGAAGAAACCUUGUGGUGUGUGGUCAGGACCUUGUGAGAGGUGGAAAGCUGAAGAGAACUUUGCCGCUGUGGUGCUCAAAGGGACAAAAAUACAGGAUUAAAUUUUGACAAAGAGGAGGGAUUAUGCCAUGAGGACAUUCUCUAACAGACCUGCAUGUGGAUAUACCAUCAAUCCCUUUGUGGACACAGGAGCUUGUGGUGGUCAGAGACUUCCUGAGUGAAAAGGAGACACAUUUGUGGACACGUUGACUGAUUUAUCUGAAAUGUACAACACUACCUUCCCGACUACUACUCUAACCACAUCACUGUUUGGGAACAACAGCUCAAACUGCACCAAGAACGAUGAAUUCAAAUACCCUUUGUACAGCACCGUCUUCAGCAUUGUGUUUGUGGUGGGGCUGAUCACCAAUGUUGUGGCCAUCUACAUAUUCACCUGCUCUCUGAAGCUGAGGAAUGAAACCACAACCUACAUGAUGAACUUGGUCGUGUCAGACCUGCUGUUUGUCUGCACGCUGCCCCUGAGGGUUUUCUACUUCAUCAACCGGAACUGGCCUUUUGGAGGCACGCUGUGCAAGGUCUCUGUCUCAUUGUUCUACACCAACAUGUACGGCAGUAUGCUCUUCCUCACCUGCAUCAGCGUGGAUCGAUUUUUAGCCAUUGUGUACCCUUUUCGCUCAAGGACGCUGAGGACCAAACGCAAUGCUAGAAUAGUGUGCGCUGCUGUAUGGGUGCUGGUGCUGUCAGGGAGUCUCCCCACAGGGUUCAUGUUGGACACCACCUCAAAGCAGAAUAGCAAGAUGAAUGCUACUUUCUGCUUUGAGAACUUCUCCUCGAAGCAGUGGAAAGCUCACCUGUCCAAGGUGGUGAUAUUCAUAGAAACAGUGGGCUUCAUCAUCCCACUGCUACUCAACGUUUGUUGCUCCAUAAUGGUGCUGCAGACCCUGCGUCGUCCUCAAACCACCAGUCAUGGGGGGAAGCUGAACAAAACAAAGAUCCUGCGCAUGAUAAUUGUGCACCUCUUUAUUUUUUGUUUUUGCUUUAUCCCCUACAACGUAAACUUGGUCUUCUACGCUCUGGUCCGUACCAAAACUUUAGAAGGCUGCUUGGUUGAGUCUGUGGUGCGAACAAUAUACCCAGUAGCCCUGUGCAUUGCUGUAUCCAACUGCUGCUUUGAUCCCAUUGUUUACUACUUCACUUCGGAGACUAUCCAGAACUCCAUCAAGAGAAAGUCUCAGGUCAGCCGUACCUAUGAUGUCAAGUUUUCCGAGGCCCUGCAGUCAGAAUCCAGCUCCAACCUGCAGUGCAGCCUGAGGAAUCUAAAAGCUAAAGUCUUCCACAAUGAGUCUUCAGUGUGAUAGGUGAGGGUUGUUACAGAAUCCACCUUUCCAUAGAAAAACAAACUUCCAUGACACCAUGGGAAUGGAUUUUUUUUUUUUUUUUUUUUUUUUGAGUGCUUGAUGAAGCACCUGCCAAAGAAGUAUUAUCUGAUCCCAGUUUUCAUCUCAGGGCAAAUGUCUGGACCUGUCAUUGACAAACUCUGCUCUGCAGUAUUACUGCUACGUGACUCAUUGUUCGCAUCUGUGGAUUUAUUAUUUUAUUUAUUACUACUUAUUAAUUUCCCUUUCCUGUGGAAAUUGUGUUAAGCGCAAUUACUCUGCCAGUGACCUGGAAGGGAAUGUGUGUCACUGAAACAGCAGGACAGUUAUGAUAUUGAAUGCUACAUGUGCGUGUAUAUCUGUAUAUUUUCAUGGCAAGUUGUGGUGCUAACUUUAGAUUAGUAUCUAUUAAAUUAACAUAAAGUUAUAUCAAGCUAUAAAUUGUACAGGCCUAUGUUUGUUUGUUUUUUUAAUUGUGAAUUACAAAUAGGUCACAGAAGUGCCUUUUUUGUUCUGGUGGCAUUUCAUUAUAAACUGUAUGUGUUAAUUGCCAUUAAAUGCACUGACAUGGAAUCCCAGAUACUGCACUCAUGCCACAGUAAUGAAUAAAAGUCAUGUACUGUCUAAAACAAAUGAAAGCUUUUGUCUUUGAACUGAAGAAAAUGCUCUUUUGACACUGCAGUGUAAUUCAUUUUAAACAAUUAUGAAUCAAAGCUCAAAAUAUUGGUACAGUACCUGGUUAUUUACAGCAUUAAACUAAAUGAGACUGCUUGCCCAA